UCACGCGCGUGAGAAGCACACAUCUUGAGCUCAGCUCGUUUCCGACUCCGACUCCUAGCUUUUGCAUUGUGUGUAGCAUCCCAAGUCCUGGAAACUAGCUCAUGGAGGCUUCAGCUGCGUCACUUCUCCCUCCUGCUCGGAAGCUGCUGCUUGCUCUGGUCCUGCUGCUCCUCCUCGCAGCCGGAUCGCUGCCUCGCCAAGCUUCAGCUGACUAUGGAGAUGGAGUGCGAUACGACUACAGAGCUUACACCGAGUGCAAACCUCACCCUGAGCCUGCUCUGUACAAUGGCGGCGUCCUCCGUUGGGCGAGCAAGAUAACGGAUUUCAGAACGGAGGACGAGGGGAACUACUCUCCGGCAUUCGUGCUCUACAACAUGUCGGCGGCGAUCGCAUACAUCUUCUCCUGUUGGGUGAAAAUUGAUGGACCAGCAAGUGCACAUGUGAAGGCAAAGAUACUGACCCUAGAGAGCGCAGCGUCGCAAUGCAUCGGCACAGCUCUCGUGCGAAACGACUGCUGGUCUUUCCUCAAAGGUGGUUUUGCUCUCAACUCCUCGUCUCAAACUUCAGUUCUCUAUUUCCAGACCGCAAGCCCAAACGCCUCCACAAUCUCAAUCAGAAGCGCCUCCUUGCAACCCUUCUCACCCGAGCAAUGGAAUCAGCACAGGGAGGACCGUAUUCAGCUGAUCCGGAAGCGUUUCGUCAACGUCCAUGUCUCCGACGGCAACGGCAGCCGCGUGGUUGGGGCGAAGGUCGCCGUGCGCCAGAUCACCCGGGAUUUCCCCUUUGGCUCCGCCAUCAGCAGGAGCAUCAUCGGUAACAAGCCGUACCAGGAGUGGUUCACCAAGCGGUUCAACGCGGCGGUGUUCGAGAACGAGCUCAAGUGGUACGCGACGGAGCCGUCGCCGGGGAAGGAGGACUACGCGGCGGCGGACGAGCUGCUGCGGUUCGUGCAGUCCAACGACGUGAUGGCGCGCGGGCACAACAUCUUCUGGGAGGACCCCAGGUACACGCCGGCGUGGGUGAAGAACCUGACCGGCUCGCAGCUCCGCGCCGCGGUGGCCGGCCGGAUCAGCAGCCUGCUGUCGCGGUACAAGGGCGACUUCGUGCACUGGGACGUCAGCAACGAGAUGCUGCACUUCGACUUCUACGAGAACCGGCUGGGCGGCAACGCCACCGCCGAGUUCUUCGACACGGCCAGGCGCGCCGACCCGCUGGCCACGCUCUUCCUCAACGACUUCAACGUCGUCGAGGCCUGCGACGACCUCAGCUCCAGCGCCGACUCCUACACCGCCCGGCUCCGGCAGCUCGCCGACGGCGGGGUCACCUUCGAGGGCAUCGGGCUGGAGGGCCACUUCGGCAAGCCCAAUAUUCCCUACGUGCGCGCCGUGCUGGACAAGCUGGGGACGCUGCGCCUCCCCAUCUGGCUCACCGAGGUCGACAUCAGCAGCUCCUUCGACCACAAGACUCAGGCCGCCUACCUGGAGGAGGUGCUCCGGGAAGGAUUCGCCCACCCGGCGGUGGACGGCAUAAUGCUGUGGACGGCCAUGGGCGCCAACGCCAGCUGCUACCAGAUGUGCCUCACGGACGCCAACUUCACCAACCUCCCCGCCGGAGACGUCGUCGAUAGGCUCCUCGAGGAGUGGCAGACCAGGGAGGUGCUGGGCGCCACCAACGACCGCGGCUCCUUCAACUUCAGCGCCUUCCUGGGCGAGUACAAGCUCAGCGUCAACUACCAGAACCUCACCGCCGAGGGCACCUUCUCGCUGGCUCGCAGCGACGACACCAAGCACAUCAACGUCCGUCUUCUGUCAGGACCGGCCUGAUAUGGAAAGGAGGCGAAACCGCAGCUCCGCGC
Messenger RNA from Panicum hallii, 1855 nucleotides. RefSeq names its product anti-sigma-I factor RsgI6-like. The record is from RefSeq and is a predicted model, not a curated record. Gene Ontology annotation, molecular function: hydrolase activity, hydrolyzing O-glycosyl compounds. Lineage: Eukaryota; Viridiplantae; Streptophyta; Magnoliopsida; Poales; Poaceae. Gene Ontology annotation, biological process: carbohydrate metabolic process. The transcript has 6 exons. Bases 102 to 1823 code for a protein of 573 amino acids.